This is a messenger RNA of Arctia plantaginis, 1803 nucleotides long. The record is from the annotation of a GenBank genome assembly. NCBI's taxonomy places the organism in Eukaryota, Metazoa, Arthropoda, Insecta, Lepidoptera, Erebidae.
AUGCCUGAUGUUGAAUUUGAAACUUGUUAUCAUAGUUACGAGGUAUCCCCCGAAGAAGACGACAACACAGUGUCUUCAGCAAGCCUGUGUAUGUCACCCACUUCGGUGUGCGACCAAACUGCGGGCGAGCCCGUGUGCGCCUCCACGCCCAUCGUGCACAAACCGCUCACCAAUGGACACGAUGUCGUGGACAACAAACAGACUUGUGUCAACAAUAAUGACGUUGUCAAUGGAAAUGUUAAUGUAUCUGUCGUUUCGGAGUAUGUGAAUAGCAUGGAUGUUCUAAGUGGUGGCGAAAGCGACGCUGGCGAUACACUCACAAGGCGAAACAAUAACAGCAUUUCGUCCACUCUACUGGGCACGCUUCGCGAAGGUGUCAGUGACGGUCCUCGUAAACGAAACAUGGAUAUCACAUAUUUUGUUGCCAAGGAACUGCUGAUGACUGAACGGACGUACAAAAGGGAUUUGGAGCUCAUCACAGUGAAAUGGAGCGCAUGUGUUUCGGAGCUAGCGUCUGUUGGUGACGAGGCGAGUGCUGCACUUGCUCGAGCUUGCCUUGCCCUGGAACCUCUCGCACUGCCUAAUGGCAAGUUGCUGGCCAAACUCGACAGGCUACUGGCUAAUGGGAACCGAGGUGAUGAAGGAGAGGAGCCAGAGUACAAGAAAAUAGCUGAUGUACUUUAUGAACAUCUAUCGAGUACAGAUAAAGCCUACCUCUGGUAUAGUAGUCGCGCAGGGUCUUUAGUCGGUGUAGUGGAGAGUGUCAGGCGCAGCAGCGCCAGCGCAGCGCGUGUGGCGGCGGAGUUCGACUCGCGCUCGCCCCUGCCGCUGGCGGCGCUACUGCUGCGGCCGCUGCAUAGAGCGCUGCACUACCAUCGACUAGCUAUCGAGUUAUACAACGCCCUGGAGAGCUCGUGGUCGGUGCGCGCGCUGGAGGUGGGCAGCCGCGUGGCGCUGCACGCCAGCGACCAGCUGCAGCACGGAGAGAACCACGCCGCGCUCUGCCAGCUGCAGCGGGACAUCACCGGAUACGACAAGUUACUAGUUGCAGAGAGAGAGUUUAUUAGAAUGGGUUGUGUUUACAAACACUCGUCGCGAGGGCUCCAGCAGAGAAUGUUAUUUUUGUUUAGCGACGUGUUGGUGGUGACGUCGAAGUGCGGCGCGAGCACGUUCCGCGCGCACGCAGCCUUGGCGCUGCACUCGCUGGCCACGGCGGGACACGACCUGCCGCACUCCUUCACGCUCACUGGUCCCGACAUAAAUCUUCUAUUCAGUGCCCCCAAUGAUAUUGAGUACAGAGGGUGGUGUGACGCUCUACAAGCGACUUUAGAACUCGCUAAGAAGUUGUAUCCAGAGGUGGACACAGAACUGACGCCCUACGAACAAGAGGUUCAAGCAGAGACGUCUCAGAGCAGUGGCGGUGGUGGUCUGGCGCACGUGUGCUGGCAUCGCGUCACGUCGCUCGACCGCUCACAUCUACAUCUCGCCAUGAGGACCCAGUUGUCAGGGUACCUGUUACGCAAGUUCAAGAAGUCGCCGGGCUGGCAGAAGCUGUGGGUUGUGUUCGCCGUGUACACACUUUUCUUCUACAAGAGUUGGCAGGACGACACACCACUCGCUUCUUUGCCGCUCUUGGGGUACAGUGUUUGCACACCAACCUCUGAGGACGGAAUCGACAAAGAGUUUGUGUUCAAACUGCAAUUCAAGAACCAUGUUUACUUCUUCAGGGCUGACAGCUACUACACAUACAACAGGUGGACGGAAGUUCUCCAGAGCGCGAUGAUGCGACCCACCCCCAACUGA